CCAAGCCCGCACUUUUCGCAGUCAGUUCUUUCCCACACCAACGACUUGCGAUUGCACAGUAGACGACUUUCAGCAACGAUACAACUGCAUCCGACUCUGUCAACAGCCGCCCAUCCAUCAUGUCGGCUCCUCAGAGUGUGCAGUGCUUCGGCAAGAAGAAGACGGCAACCGCUGUCGCCCAUUGCAAGAAGGGAAAAGGCCUUAUCAAGGUCAACGGCCGACCUCUCUCCCUCGUUCAACCUGAGAUUCUCCGAUUCAAGGUCUACGAGCCUCUUUUGAUCGUUGGACUCGACAAGUUCUCUGAGGUCGACAUCCGUGUCCGAGUUACCGGUGGUGGUCACACUUCUCAAAUCUACGCCAUUCGACAGGCCAUUUCCAAGUCAAUUGUCGCUUACUACCAGAAAUAUGUCGAUGAAUACACCAAGAACCAACUGAAGCAAGCCCUUGUACAAUACGACCGCACACUCCUCGUUGCCGACAACAGACGAUGCGAGCCCAAGAAGUUCGGUGGUCCAGGUGCCAGAGCCAGAUACCAAAAGUCUUACCGUUAAAAGAUACGGCGAUGGUUGUGGUUGGUAUGGGUUGUGUGUGGUGGAUCGCAUAUGGUUCUUGCGGCAGGUUAGAUCAGAACGAUGCCUGAAGGAUAUCGAUGGUCAGCCUCGCCGAGAUUAUGCAGCAUGGAAAUGGAGCGUUCCUGGUCUCCAAUGAUGGUAUUUGGGACCUUGCAGGAUCGAAUCGGCGCCAAUUGC
Molecule: messenger RNA, 749 nt
Organism: Exophiala viscosa
Lineage: Eukaryota; Fungi; Ascomycota; Eurotiomycetes; Chaetothyriales; Herpotrichiellaceae
Product: 40S ribosomal protein S16
Exons: 3
Coding region: 120-551 (143 amino acids)
Biological process (GO): maturation of SSU-rRNA from tricistronic rRNA transcript (SSU-rRNA, 5.8S rRNA, LSU-rRNA); translation
Cellular component (GO): cytosolic small ribosomal subunit; ribosome
Molecular function (GO): structural constituent of ribosome; RNA binding
Source: RefSeq, a predicted model, not a curated record